CCUUGGCCCUCCCUGCGCAUGGCCGAGCGGCCGGGAGGGCGGGCCCGGCGGGCGGGCUCGGCGGCGCGCACUUCCGGCCGGUGGCCGGGCCCGGCGCGCGCCUCCUCUUCCGCCGCCGUCCCCGCGAUCCUGGACCCAGAUCCAGAUCCAGAUCCAGAUCCAGAUCCAGCCCCAGCCCCAGCCCCAGCCCCAGCCCCAGCCCCGGCCUGGCAGCCCCGGCGUCGCUUCGGAGCGCGGUGGCAGCUGACUGCGCGUUCACGACCCGCUGGGAGCCGCGAGCCCCGCCGCCGUUAUGAACAUCCGCAAUGCGAGGCCAGAGGACCUGAUGAACAUGCAGCACUGCAACCUCCUGUGCCUGCCCGAGAACUACCAGAUGAAAUAUUAUUUCUACCAUGGCCUUUCCUGGCCCCAGCUCUCUUACAUCGCUGAGGAUGAGAAUGGGAAGAUUGUGGGGUAUGUCCUGGCCAAAAUGGAAGAGGACCCGGACGACGUGCCCCAUGGACACAUCACCUCGCUGGCUGUGAAGCGUUCCCACCGGCGCCUUGGCCUGGCUCAGAAGCUGAUGGACCAGGCCUCCCGAGCCAUGAUCGAGAACUUCAAUGCCAAAUACGUCUCCCUGCAUGUCAGGAAGAGCAGGUUCUUAUCAGUUAUCUAUUUUAUACAUAUUCGUGUAUAUAUGUCAAUCCCAAUCUCCCAAUUCAUCCCACCACCACCAGCGGGGAUACUGCCUCGAUGUGGAUCCUGGGCUGCCUUGGCUUUUGGAGAAGAUCGGGAAGUGGGCUUAGUGGGGAGGGGGACCGGGAGGAGGGGCAGGACCUGGACGUGCUGUCCCUGCCUGGCCUCGUCUGUACAGCUCAGCAGUGCCUUAUUCCCCUGCAGUAACCGGGCCGCUCUGCACCUCUAUUCCAACACCCUCAACUUUCAGAUCAGCGAAGUGGAGCCCAAAUACUAUGCAGAUGGCGAAGACGCAUACGCGAUGAAGCGGGAUCUCACCCAGAUGGCCGAUGAGCUGGCAGGCGGGGAGCCGGACCUCGGCAGGGCUUUAAUGAAGGCCAUCGGCCCAAGAUUCCAUUCUCCGAGGAAGAAGCCCGUCCUGCCCAGAGGCUGCUGUGAGAGGAGAGGGAGGAGGCCCCUGGACGUGCUGAGAGACGCGGGGCCUGGGGACGGCUGUGGCUGGCCUCCAAGGCUCAGGGGCCAGACAAAACCGGGCUGAAGAGAAGUCAGGGUUCUGCCCAAGGCUCCUCGGGGGCCCGGGCCUUUCAGAGGGCUCCACGGCAGCCUCGUGAGGGAGCCGUAAGCACCUCCACUUUACAGGACAGGAAACAGGCCCAGAGGGGACAGUGCCAGGGCUCCCCGCUGGGAGUCGGACUCAGUCCUGUUUCCUGCCCUGGCUCUGCUGCCUCUCAUCCUGCCCCCCGCCGCCAGCAAGGGACAAGGCACGGGCAGCAGGAGAGGGCCUUCGUGGUCUAGAGACUUAGGUGCUGUCUCCUUACUCCCGUUUCUCCCCGGGCUCCUGG
Molecule: messenger RNA, 1517 nt
Organism: Delphinapterus leucas (beluga whale)
Lineage: Eukaryota; Metazoa; Chordata; Mammalia; Artiodactyla; Monodontidae
Gene: NAA10
Product: N-alpha-acetyltransferase 10, NatA catalytic subunit
Biological process (GO): N-terminal protein amino acid acetylation
Cellular component (GO): NatA complex
Molecular function (GO): protein N-terminal-serine acetyltransferase activity; protein-N-terminal-glutamate acetyltransferase activity
Source: RefSeq, a predicted model, not a curated record